Myripristis murdjan (pinecone soldierfish) is the source of this 1328-nucleotide messenger RNA. It is a transcript of the gene grxcr1a, whose product is annotated as glutaredoxin and cysteine rich domain containing 1 a. The coding region runs from base 341 to 1231 and encodes 296 amino acids. The transcript has 4 exons. The record is from RefSeq and is a predicted model, not a curated record. Gene Ontology annotation, biological process: sensory perception of sound. NCBI's taxonomy places the organism in Eukaryota, Metazoa, Chordata, Actinopteri, Holocentriformes, Holocentridae.
UUGUUUGAAUCAACCACAUGAAGUCAAGCCAUUAAAACUCUUUGGUGAAAACUGCAUAAAUUGUGAUCAAUAAUUCAAAGACAACUAUCAGUUUACUUGAGAUUAGCUUGCUUGGUUACCAUGGUAGAAAUGCAUGUAUUAUUUAAUGCCUGUGUGACUCUGACUGUAAGGCAGCUUAGGCUCUCAGUUGUUUUUAGAAGUGUUCAAACUGUGAGGAUUAAACAGUCUCGUAAUCCAUGAGAAAAAAAUAGCUUGUCUGAGCUUCAUGUCUAGUUCUGAAUGAGAAGGAAGGGACUGGACGGCAGGGUUCUGGGCCAUGUAAUCUGCCAGAGGAUUUCCAAUGGAGGGGACGAUGUUGAUGGCGGGAGAGGAGAAGCCACCAAAGCGGGUGAGGUUCCGCGUGGCUUCAGGGAGCAGCGGCCGGGUCCUGAAGGAGAUGUUCAAGGAUGAGGGGCCUUCGGACUCCUUGGAUUCAGACUGCACCAGCAGUUCGGACGCUGACCGGGCCAGCACCCCCUCUACAAGCGGAGAUGCAAACGGACACCUGUAUGGUUUCCUGGGGUCCGAGCUGGAUGACAGUGAGAGUGAGCCUGAUGAUUUGCUUAUGUACGCAGGGGCCACCAAGGACCGGAUGUUCACCACAAAACGGGUCAACAUACUGAGCAAAAAUGGAACUGUGAGGGGCGUCAAGCACAAAGUUAGCGCAGGUCAAGCGUUGUUUGAAAAUCUCCCCAAAUCCACUGUUCCAGAGGUGGCUCUUGAAUUUGGGCGGAUAGUGAUCUACACUACAAGCUUCCGUGUGGUGAGGACCACCUUUGAGCGAUGUGAGCUGGUCCGAAAGAUUUUCCAGAACCACAGGGUGAAGUUUGCUGAGAAGAACAUUGCCCUGGACAGUGAGUAUGUAAAGGAAUUGGAGGAACGGUGCAAACGUGUGGGAGAACCUCCUUCAUUACCAGUCGUGUUCAUUGAUGGACACUACCUUGGGGGUGCUGAGAAAAUACUAGAUAUGAAUGAAUCAGGAGAACUUCAAGAUCUUCUGACAAAAAUUGAGAGGGUGCAGCACCCCCACACGUGCCAGACCUGUGGGGGCUUUGCCUUCAUCCCAUGCCCAAUGUGCCAUGGCAGCAAGAUGUCCGUGUUUCGCAACUGCUUCACGGAUUCCUUCAAAGCCCUCAAGUGCACUUCCUGCAAUGAGAACGGCCUGCAGCCGUGUCUGAGCUGCAGCCAGUGAGGAUGUUAAGUGCCUGACCCAACACCCUUCCUUGACUUUACACAGGGCCCAGUAAUGGACUGCACCUGAGUCAGUGAAUUAAUGCUGCACACACACA